CUCACCUUGCAUGUCUGCACCGCUGCGCCGCCUCUCCCAGCACGCACGUCACCUCACCUCUGCUGCUCCCGCCGCCUCGUCGCCUGCCGCCGCCGCGCCCGCCGCCCCUGCCCUCGCCGCCAUGUCUGAGUUCAAGACCCGCCAGAUCGGCGCGCCCAACUCGCUUGAGUACCGCGUGUACCACGAGAACGCCGCCGGCAAGCCCAUCUCGCCGUUCCACGACAUCCCGCUCUUUGCCGACGAGAGCAAGACGAUCCUGAACAUGGUCGUCGAGAUCCCGCGCUGGACCAACGCCAAGCUCGAGAUCUCCAAGGAGGAGGCGCUCAACCCCAUCAAGCAGGACACCAAGAAGGGCAAGCUGCGCUUCGUGCGCAACUGCUUCCCGCACCAUGGCUACAUCUGGAACUACGGUGCCUUCCCGCAGACCUGGGAGGACCCCAACGCCACGCACCCCGACACCAAGGCCAAGGGCGACGACGACCCGCUGGACGUGUGCGAGAUCGGCGAGCAGGUCGGCUACGUCGGCCAGAUCAAGCAGGUCAAGGUGCUCGGCGUCAUGGCGCUGCUUGACGAGGGCGAGACCGACUGGAAGGUCAUCGUCGUCGACGUCAACGACCCGCUGGCGCCCAAGCUCAACGACAUUGAGGACGUCGAGCGCCACCUGCCUGGCCUUGUGCGCGCCACCAACGAGUGGUUCCGCAUCUACAAGAUCCCGGACGGCAAGCCGGAGAACCAGUUCGCCUUCUCGGGCGAGGCCAAGAACAAGAAGUACGCGACCGAGGUCGUGCACGAGUGCAACGAGGCCUGGAAGCGCCUCGUCGCCGGCCAGGCCGAGGCUGGCGGUGUGUCCAUUGCUAACGCAACGGUCACCGGCUCCAAGGGCCACAACGACGCCUCGAUCAACGACAUCCCGGCCGCCAGCCCGCAGCCGGCUGCGCCCAUCGACCCGUCGAUCAGCAAGUGGUUCUUCAUCUCGUCCAGCAGCUUCUAAGCGCAUCUGUGCGCCCUGCUGCAGGACCACGAGCCUCGCCAGCGCCGCUGGAACCAGGAAUGAAGCUAUAUGCUAGCAGCUCGUCGCUGGGCCGAGUCAUGACGUUGAGCAGCUGGCAGGGCGGCGAAGCUGCGCUCGGACGAGAAGGCAUGUGCCAGCUACGGGGCCGAAGGCGCAGGCCUUAAAUAGAGCGAGCUGCGCAGUCGAAGUGACUACGGUUGCAGCGUGGAGCGCAGGCGUCGGAGGUAGAUCGACAGCGGCCUCUGAGCGAGUUGCUGCCUCGCGGAUCCAGGCCAAGCUCGACAUGGGCAGCGCUGUACAGCGCAGCAGAGCGUCAAGCGCCGCUUGCGCGCCCUGAU
This is a messenger RNA of Tilletiopsis washingtonensis, 1350 nucleotides long. Its product is annotated as pyrophosphatase-domain-containing protein. The transcript is spliced from 5 exons. The record is from RefSeq and is a predicted model, not a curated record. Gene Ontology annotation, biological process: phosphate-containing compound metabolic process. Gene Ontology annotation, cellular component: cytoplasm; nucleus. Bases 11 to 991 code for a protein of 326 amino acids. Gene Ontology annotation, molecular function: magnesium ion binding; inorganic diphosphate phosphatase activity. NCBI's taxonomy places the organism in Eukaryota, Fungi, Basidiomycota, Exobasidiomycetes, Entylomatales.